Fraxinus pennsylvanica is the source of this 591-nucleotide messenger RNA. The record is from the annotation of a GenBank genome assembly. Lineage: Eukaryota; Viridiplantae; Streptophyta; Magnoliopsida; Lamiales; Oleaceae.
AUGUGCUGCAACUAUGGUGUUUCACUACCCAGAAGUCAUCCCCUCCGCCUCUCCUUCCUCCCAUCAACCCGACUCGACCCACUUUCCAAUACUCUCUCUCUUCCCUCCUCCUUAGCCUUCCGGAUCGGACACGAUCAAACCAUUAAACUAGUUAAAUCCACCCUUAACGAUACCCUCUCACUCUCCUCGGAGAAGCCAUCCAGUUUCUACGACUUAUUGGGCAUACCCGAGACGGGCACUUUGAUUGAGAUCAAACAAGCGUACAAGCAGCUGGCCCGGAAGUACCAUCCAGAUGUAUCCCCGCCGGGUCGGUCCGAAGAGUAUACUCGACAGUUCAUUCGUAUACAGGAAGCCUACGAAACUCUGUCGGAUCCUGAAAGGAGAGCGCUGUACGAUUUAGACAUGGCUAAGGGACUUCACCUUGCAUUCUCUGCCACGAGGCAUUCGAAAUUCGACGAGCAAAUUGAAGAGAAGUGUGAAUGGAAGAGGCAAUGGCAAUCUCAACUAUUAGGGCUAGAGAGAAGAAGUAUGUACAAGGAAUCGACUAAUAAUGUCAUGGGGGGACAAUCGCGGAGAGAAAGGAUUGAAUAA